Molecule: messenger RNA, 1397 nt
Organism: Tarenaya hassleriana
Lineage: Eukaryota; Viridiplantae; Streptophyta; Magnoliopsida; Brassicales; Cleomaceae
Product: probable LRR receptor-like serine/threonine-protein kinase At1g05700
Exons: 4
Coding region: 416-823 (135 amino acids)
Molecular function (GO): protein binding
Source: RefSeq, a predicted model, not a curated record
AGGACGGUGGUGGCGGAAUCCAUUCCUUGCCAGGAGGAGGUGGAACAGUUGCAUCUGCAGCGUUUGUACGAAGGUUGGAUUGAUCUGUUUGACCUAAAAUAUUGCCAUCAGAUGAAACUAUCGAUGGCACAGCAGAUGGGACAGAGUCUUUGAAAGAUCAAAGCUUCGAUUUUUCCGUGGUUCAGACACAGAACUCAACUCUCCCACCACUUAUCAAUGCCAUGGAGGUCUACUUUGCUAAUAAACUCCCUGAGUCUCCCACCGAUCAGAAUGAUCGUAAGUUCUUCUCGUUGGCCGACCGAUCUUUUUUUCGGAUUCCGUGUUUUCUGAUACCCGACAACUAAUAAUCUUUGUGGAUCUCAGUUGUAAAUCUGCAUAUCGGAUCAAGAAGAGCAACUGGCAAGGAGAUCCAUGCAUGCCUCGAGCCUACUCGUGGGAUGGGAUAACUUGCAGUUACGACAAUGGUACAGUCUCGCCUAGAAUCGUAGCCCUGAACUUGUCAUCUUCUGGAUUGGCAGGAGUGAUAGUUCCCGAUAUAUCACGUCUCGAACGAUUACAAGUUCUGGACUUGUCAAAUAACAAUCUGUCUGGACCUGUACCGGCUUUCCUAGCUCAACUUCAAUUUCUGAGGAUCCUAGAUUUGUCAAACAAUCAGCUUACGGGUCCUAUACCAUCUGAGCUCGUUGCAAGAACAAGGGAUGGCUUGUCAUUACAGUAUCAUACCUUCGUUUUCUCUUCCUUGCCUCCCGAUUCCUCUAUACGAGUUACGGAUAUCGAUUUUGGAUCAAGCAAUCUACCGUGUUUGCUUGUUCAUUCCGGCUAAUCUCGCCUCGUUUGAACGCUUUAUCCUAUUGCAGUCUCAUUGGAAAUCCUAGUGUUUGCUCGGUAAGUUCCUGUGAGAUUCUACAAAGCAAGCCCGAGAAGAAGAAGAAACUUCCGAGAUUCGACGUUCCAUUAUUGGCAUCAGUUGCAGGGUUCUUUCUCCUCAUUUCUGUAUCUACGAUAAUACUGUUUUUCCUCACGACAAGGCGAAAACGAGGUACCCUUCACACCUGUCUACACGCUUAAAUUACACAACGAUGGUCUAAAUACUGUAAUGUUAUUUCCUGCAGGUCAUCCAAUUCAUAGGACAGUCAUGGCAACAAGUGGCCCGUCGUUACGUCGGAGAGAAACUGCUUCCAUACGUUCAUCGUUGCCGAGGAUAGAGAGUGGAAUGACUGAGUACGAGUUCAAUGAAACAGCUUUAGAUGUGUCAGGUUUGGACAGGACACAGAGGAAGUUCAAUUUCCAUGUCAACAACUUCCACAACUGGUAAAGUGGUCUUCUCAGGCAUUUCAUCUAAAGCAGUUACACCAGCCGAUUCUACUGAUUUCUCCUUUUCUUCCACGGAAGUUCAG